GUGUGGUUGGCGAAGGCGACACAAGUCCGGCUAGUGCGGCAAAAUUCUCGAUUCUCUGUUUCUCCGUUCUCCACUCCAAUUUGCUCCAGUCCCCGAGUCUGAAUAUCGCGAUAAAACCGAGGACAUUCGUGCGUACGCUCGACUGUGUUAGUGUAUUAUUUGCGAGAGUGUGUUUCGGUGUGUCUAUGUCCUUAGCAGCUGCAGUGAAAAGGCAAAUUAUGAAUAAAAUGUAACCGAGAAGUAAAGAGAAACAAACAAACAAACAAAACACAACGCACUGCACUUGUGCAAAAAAGAAAACUAAUCUCUCCCCAGUUGGAAUCUCCGAAUCCAUUCUCAUCAGCGAAUUAGGGGUUUUCCCUUUUCUCUCGACUUAGUUUGACAAAUUAAAAUGCAUAAAUUAUGAAUGAAAGUACCGUUACGUGCGUGACAACCAAUCAUUUGUUAUUAUUAUGCACGUGGGCUAGCAAAAAAACCAAAAAAACAGUGUGAGAGCAAAAGCUAAACUUGGCUAAAAACGUCGCCACCACCCAGAAAAAGGAAAGCCCGCCCCCUGAAAUUCCAGCCGGUGACUGGGGAAACCUUCUUUAAAGUUCUCUGCGAAAUAAAAUAGAGCACAACAAAAAUAAAAAGGAAGAAAAGGCAUCGUCAGCAACAGAAAUAGCAGCAAUAAACUGUCUACCGGAACUUUUGCUGAUGAUUCAAUUUAAUUCAGUGCGUUAAGAGACACAUAACAAAAAAUAAGGAACGAAACAGGAAACUAAACCGAAACUGGGGAGGCAAAUACAAAUAGUGCCAGGAUAUAACAUGUAAAUGUCAUUGAUGUGUCUGUGUGGGUGAACGCUUAAUAGGAAAAGCAAAUAGCAACGAGCUCAUGGAAAAUAAAUAUAAAUAAGCCAACGACAACGACAGGCAAAAUAACAAGAAAAGCAAUUGGUUGACGCUUUCCCUCGUUGGCGGUCAAGGAAAAUUUAUUGCAUUGCACAAAUGAGCCAAGAAGAAAACGCAAACGCAAACGAAGCGAAGGCAAACAUAAAAAAGCGCGAGCAUGGACAAGAAAAAUAACCAAAAAUUCCGCAACAAAUUGAAAAAUUAAAGUUUCAGCAAAAGGAAAACUAACAGGAAAAAGCAUAGCAAAUAAGAGGACACGGCAGCAUGGAUCCUAAAAUAUACAGUCGAUAUUUCUUCGCCUAUGGCAUCCUCGUUCUCCUCCUGUUCCAACUAUGCCACGAAUCCGUGGAAUGCCUGACAAUGACCGAAAUCAAAAUCCCCAAGCACAUUAUGCGCCAUGAGGAUGCCAUACUCGGCUGCAAGUUCGAUCUAGACGGAGAGUCACUGUACUCAGUGAAGUGGUACAAGGAUGGCUUCGAGUUCUAUCGCUAUGUGCCCAGGGAUAUGCCCCCGGGUCAGAUUUUUCCACUGCCAGGGGUAGAUGUAGAGUUACAAAACUCGACGGACGUGGUCGUCGUCCUGCGCUCAGUUAGCCUUCAGUCAACUGGCCGAUAUCGCUGCGAAGUGUCCGGCGAGGCGCCUUCGUUUCAGACGGUUUCCGGUCACGAGGACAUGAUUGUUGUGGUGACUCCAAAGCACGGACCACAAAUCACGGGGGGACAGCCGCGGUAUCAAAUUGGCGACAUGGUGCGCGUCAACUGCACCUCGGCGGCUUCCAGGCCGGUGUGCCAUCUCAGCUGGCUGAUUAACGGGAUGCACGCCAACCGCUCGCUGCUGCGACCCUACGAACCCUUGAUUGUGGGCCGGGAAGGACUAGAGGUCGCUCGAUUGGGCCUGGAGUUUCGAGUGCGAGGAUGACAUUUCAAGCACGGCGACAUGAAGCUAAAGUGUGUCGCCAAAAUCUCCUCCGUUUACUGGCAGAGCAACGAGGAAAGCGUGGAGAGUGACAAGCACCAGAGAAUUCCGGUGCUGGAGUCGCGGGAGACGGUCAUGUCCAAAUCCCGCCAGUCCAUGGACAAGGCUCAGUCCCCGCUCGAAGACAAACAACUGAAGAAGAGCCGACGCCCUGCAGCGGCAACUUCAGCGGCCGCAGCGGCAGCAGCUGCCUCGUCCAGUGCAGCAACAGCAACUAUGGCUCCAUUUGGGGCGAUCUGGGGCUCAUCGGUGCCCUGGUCACGCAUAUUAGCUUCCAAAUCAAUUGCACGCAUUUCCCUGUACGCGCUGCCAGUCUUAAUAGCAUUUCUGUGUAGCUUUCGACCGGCAGUCGAGGGAUGCUGCUGUCAGGGAAGCAAUGGCAACAGCAACAUCAACAGGAGCAACAUAAGCAGCAGCAGCAACAGCAGCUACAUCAACAGGAGCCGCCUGUCGAGCCAAUUAAGCUGCGAGAAGGCUUCUCAGCGUAGAUAACAAUUAACCAGAAAGCAAAUGAACAGUGGAGGCAUCAAAAUAGGCAGCGACAUGGCCUAAAAUUCCAUUUAGUUCUUUGUAAAUACUUCAAGUUUUUCUCACAUCAAGUAUACGCCGCGUGUGCGGCUCGCUUAAAUAGUGUAUGUACAUAUAUUAACUGUAUUUAUAUAUAAAAUUAUACACAUUUAUUAGUGAAGCAUUGAAAUGUGGUUGUUCCUCUUUGGGCUUAUUUUGCUUGUCGGUCUUAGGGAAAAUGCUCAAAGUUGUUGGCUAUGAAUUUGCUUUAGAAAUACAAAAGCGAUCUAAGAUUUUCAAUGCUACGCAUAACUGUAAAAACAAAUAAACUGAAAUAAGUAGCCAAAACACUUAAAAUUAAGGAUCUAAUCUAAGGCUCUUAAGCUACUCAAAUUUUAAGAUACAAAAUAUAAACGUUGAAUACAUAGAGAACAUAAAAAAUAGAAAAUCGAUUUAGGUACUUGAUUUUAAUUAAAGCUUAGGAAGUAAUCUAGCCAACAACAUUCUAGAAUAUAUAUUGUAAUCGGUAAAAGUUAAAUCCACAUUUUACUUUGUUACUAAAAAACCAUGUAAGAUUAUUUUUUUAUUUUAUUUAUUUUCUUUUAUAAAUCCUUAUUUUUUAAAUAAAUAAACGCAUCUAUUCCCAUUUGUGAAUGCGUAAAAUUUAUUUUUAUUGGAAUAUUAAAAAGUCACACCUCAUACACAUACAUUGAAAUGAUUUUACUGCACUUAAAUGUAUGUCGCACACCUUAGAACAUAUCCCUGCUGAGGAAAUCUUUGACUCUCUCUUGUAAAAUGAACAAAUUGUUAAAUGUUACCUAGACUAAGGCCAUAACUAGCGAAAUCAUAUCCAACCAUAGAAAACUUAAGCCAAAAAACCUGUGUAGCAGUGUAAAAUAUAUGCAAAUAAUGAAUGUUAUUAAGUCUUUAAAGGAAUAAAGAAUGCAAAACAAAAAAAAAAAAGAAAUUGGAGUGCA
Messenger RNA from Drosophila eugracilis, 3350 nucleotides. RefSeq lists its product as uncharacterized. NCBI's taxonomy places the organism in Eukaryota, Metazoa, Arthropoda, Insecta, Diptera, Drosophilidae. The transcript has 7 exons. The record is from RefSeq and is a predicted model, not a curated record.